UCUCGAGUUUGAACUUCGAACAUAUUGGGAGAAAAGUGAGUUUUAGAGAGAGAAGCUUAGAAGAACUAAGCAUAGAACUAGAGAGAGUGAGAAUUUGAGAGUGAGAGUUCACCCAAAUGACGUGAAUUUCUCUCUACCGGUCAAAAUAGCGAGAGCUUUAGCACUCGCUUGAGUUCAUGUCGAACCAGAGCAAAGGGUUUCAAUUUACAGUGAUCGAUAAUGGCCGAAAGGAGCAAUGCCGACGCUCAUUCCAACGCUUCGCAGCAAUCAUUGCCCAAAGAUACGAUGGGUGCUGAGACUGCUAUUCCUCUGUCACCACAGUGGCUUCUGCCAAAGCCUGGGGAGAGUAAGUCAGGAUCAGCGCUGGGUGAUUCCCAUAUGAGCCCACAUCCAGGUUAUUCCAAUCGCCCUGAUUUUCUAAACAAAUCAUCGGGAGGUGGGGAGGAACAUCUAGAUACUGAAAGGAAAAGGGAUGUUUGGCGGUCACCCAUGAAUGACUCAGAGACAAUACGCCGUGAUCGUUGGCGGGAUGAAGAAAGGGAAAGCAACUCUGCUCUUCGUCGAGAUCGUUGGAGAGAUGGAGGCGAAAAAGAAAACCCCGAAACUCGUCGGAUGGAAAGGUGGACUGAGAAUUCUUUGGUCAAAGCUUCUGGAGAAGCUCGUCGUGCUCCCUCUGAAAGGUGGGGUGAUUCAGGUAACAAAGAAACUAAUUUUGAGCAACGUCGUGAGUCCAAAUGGAACCCACGUUGGGGCCCAGAUGAUAAGGACUCUGAUAAUAGGCGUGACAAAUGGGUUGACUCUGGUCGCGAUGGUGAGGUAUCAAGGGACAAAGGGAUGCUCCCUAUGGUUAACCAUGCUAAGGAAAGUGAUCGGGAUGGAGAGCAUCACCCUCGUUCCUGGCGAUCAUCAAAUUCUUUACAAAUUAGAGGAAGGGUGGAGCCUUCUAACAUGCCUCCUCCAAAUCCAGUCAAACAAAGUUCUAUUUAUGGCUUUGGCCGAGGGCGAGGAGAUCAUCUUUCUUCGAGUUUCUCUGUUGGUCGAGGAAGGGUCAGUUCGACAGGAAAUAUGUCAGCCAAUAGUUAUUCUAAUUCUGGCUCAUUGGGUGUGUCCUUUGACAAGAGUGAGGUUGGCCAUGGAGAUGCUUUAAAUUUACGAUACAAUAGGACCAAAUUGCUGGAUAUAUACAGGUUGGUUGAUGUUAAAUCAGUUAGCACAAAAUUGAUUGAUGGGCUCAAGGAAGUUCCUUCUCUUACACAAACAGAACCGCUGGAGCCUUUGGCCCUUCUUGCACCUACUCCUGAAGAAGAGAUUGUUCUGACGGGAAUAGAUAAAGGAGACAUUGUAAGUAGCCUCCCUCCUCAAGUCCCAAAGGAUGUCUCUGUAGGGCGUAGCACCUUGACCACCGAUGUCGCUCAGUCACGGAGAAGCAAACAUGGUAGCAGAGAAGAUUUUUCGUUGAUUGGUGAUGAUUUCAAAGAAGAAAGUAGCAAUGUUUUCAAAGUCAAUGAUAUUAAUAGUGAGAGCCAGACUGGCAACCAGAGGUACUCUACUGGGCCUGAUCCAAAUGUGGAUCCUAGAUACUACCGAGAGUUCGAUUCCAAUGCAGAAGCUACGAGGAAUGAAGGUCACAACAAAGAUACAAGCAGUCAUGAGAGUGCUUUUCAGCAAACCGGGACGCCAUGGAGAUCUCAAUCAGUUGGUGAUCGCACUCGUGGUUCUUUAAGUGAUUGGAGGGACUAUAGCACUGAAGGCAAAUCCAAAACAACUGAUAUGCGAUGGCCACCCUCAAUGAAAGACAAGGACAUCGAGCAUGAAAGUGAUAGAUUUGUUUCCCCAUCUCGCUUCAAUGAUGAACUAGACCAGCAAUUGCGAGAUGGUUAUCACUCUGAAAUGGGCAGGAACUCUGAGCUUAGAAGGCAGGCCUCUGAUGUUUUGGACAGGAGAAGGGAAACCAAUUUGAUGACUGGCAAAGAAGAAACAUCGGCAUCUAGUGCCAGGGAUAUGGUCACUGGUAGAAACUUGCAGCUUCAGGUUCCUCCUGAAGAGCUCUCCCUUUAUUAUAAAGACCCACAAGGAGAAAUUCAAGGGCCAUUCCCAGGCAGUGAUUUGAUUGGAUGGUUUGAAGCAGGAUACUUUGGUAUAGAUUUGCAGGUUCGGCAUGUGAAUGCUUCACCAGAUACACCUUUCUCAUCACUUGGUGAUGUUAUGCCUCACCUCAAAAUGAAAGCCAGACCUCCUCCAGGUUUUGGAGCUGCAAAACCUAAUGAAAGUCCUGAGAUUACAAAUGCAACCAAGUUUGGUGGUAGUGGAAAGCUUAGUGCUGGUUCAAGUGAGGUUGAUCUUUUGAAUAAUGAGCUAAGAAGGCAGAAAUCAGCGACAGAAACUGAAAACAGGUUUUUCGAGUCAUUGAUGUCUACAAAUCUGAGCAGUUCCCCACUGGAAGGUUCUCAAGAAUACUUAGGGAACAGUAUCGGUGGUAUGCAGUCAAUGGGACUAGGAAGUGGACUGGAUGCAAGCCAUCGGUUGGCUCAGAAAAUGUCAGCUGAGAGGCAAAGAUCUCUACCGACUUCUUUCCCCUAUUGGCCAGGGAGAGAUGCACCUUCCAUCGUAACACAGUCAGAGAUGAUGCCUGGACCUUCUUCUCCUAACCCAAAACUUAAUGCUCCUCUUCAUAUGCCCCCCCAUUCUCCUCAACAAGUUGAUAUAAUGUCUAUUUUACAAGGCGCAGUCGAUAAUGCUUCUCCUAUUAACAAUAGAGUUAAUUCAUGGUCAAAUUUCCCAGAUGCUAGAUCUCUCAAUAACACUCUCAACAAUGGCAUGGAUAUUUGUCAAGAUAAGAUAGAUACACAUCAUAUGCAACAGCGAUUUGCUCAAGCUGGUUUUGGGUUUCAGCAACCAAGGCUUCAACCCCAACAUCCACCUCCUCUGUCUAAUAUAAUCUCGUCACCUGGCGACCAUACAUCUGGCAUGGACCAGCUUCUUUCUUUGGGGCUUCCUCAAGAUCCACAUUCCUUGAAUAUUUUACAACAGCAACUUUUGCUUUCACAGAUGCAGAUAAGUUCUCAACAAGCGCCUGUCUCUUCUCAAUUAUCCCUGUUGGAUAAACUCCUCUUUCUUCAAAGGCAGAAACAAGAGCAACAACAAAAGCUCUUACUUCAGCAGACACAGGAACAGCUCCUUUCCCAGGUUCUUUUGGAGAGGCAAUCUCAGCAACACUUUGGGGAACCACCUUAUGGGAAUUUACAGGUGGGUGGUGUUUCCACAGGAGAUACUUCUAUGGACCAUCGGAUGAGUCAUCCAAUGAAUGAGCCAUUCCACAUGAACACCCAGAUGCCGCAGAGUCUUCCUAAUGAGGAGAAGAUGGUGAACAAUUUGGAAUCUUCUCCAUUGCACUUGCCUCAUCAAUUUUUUGAAGCAAAUGCCAGUUCCAAAGGCUGGGAAUUGCCCGUUCCUCAUCAUAGUGAAAGCAUGCCUGAGAGCUCCCACGAAGACCACUCAUCACACAUGAUUAACUCCAUCAACUCUGAGCUGUUGGAGCAGUCAAAACAUCAAUCCAUGGUGCCCCAGGACCUAGUCCAAGCCCUUGAUGGUGGCAGAGGAUUAGCUCAACCUUCUCAAGAGGAUCAUACAAACAAGGCUGCAAAAUCAGAAGCUGAUUUCAGUGAAGACAAUAAUACCUUAUCAAGAACUGACAAGAACUGCAAUAUAAAAGCUUUCAUCCCUGACGAACCAGAAUUCCAGGGCGAACAGGACAUCAUGGAAUCAGAGAUUGUGAAAGAAGUGAAGAAUGUGGAAGUCCGUGAUGUGAAGAAAGCAGAGAAGAAGGCUAGAAAAGCAAAAAAUUCAAAAUCAGUGUCUUCUUCAGAUGUAGGAAAGGUGGCCUCGGAGUCACCAGUUAAGCAAGGUGUUGGGCAUGAAAGGUUGAUCCUCAAGGAAAAUAAAGCUGGGGUACCUGUGGAAAUGGAAGAAAAGAACCACGGCGCAUUACCUGUUGCAAUUGGAGACACAGAAUCUGGUGCUUCUUUUGAACCGCUGGAUUUACAGACAGCUCGUCCAAAAGCUUUCCAAGGUGAUGGAAAAGAUGAAUCCAGGGAAGUUGAGUCUGUAGCGAAAGAUAACGUGCAAACGUCUACGGGUCAUCGAGCUUGGAAAGCUGCUCCUGGUUUCAGGCCAAAGUCACUAAUAGAAAUUCAACAAGAGGAACAACAAAGAGCGGAGAAGGAAGUUGUUGUUUCUGAGGUUUCAGUGCCAGUUCAUCCUGUACCUUCUACCCCUUGGUCUGGAGUAGUAUCCAACCAACUGCCUAAACCCUCUAAUCAACAAGAUGCGAUCCCCUUGGGGAAUUCCACUAGCAUUGCGAACCCCAAAAAUAGGAAGAGCCAGUUACAUGAUCUAUUGGCUGAAGAAGUUCUUGCAAAGACAAGUGAGAAAUUUGUUGGUGAUCCUGCAACUCCAAGCUUUGAGAAAGAUUUAUUUCCACCUCUUGAGGUAGAUACUCCUAAUGCUGAUAAUGAUGAUUUCGUUGAGGCUAAGGAUACUAAAAAGGGUCGUAAGAGAGCAGCAAAGCUUAAGAAUACCGGAGUUAAGGCAGCAUCUCCUGCUAUUCCAGUUGAAUCUUCGGUGGCAUCCAGUCCAAUCGAGAAGGGCAAAAGUUCUCGUCAAAUACAGCAGGAGAAGGAAGUUUUACCUUUGCCACCAUCUGGUCCUUCUUUAGGAGACUUUGUUCUCUGGAAGGGUGAACCGAGUCCUGCACCUGCACCAGCUUGGUCUACUGACCUAGGCAAGCAAUCGAAGCCCACAUCAUUGCGGGAGAUUCAAAAGCAACAGGAAAAGAAAUUGCCUCCUAUUCAGAAUCAGUCUCAAAUCCCUAUUCCUCCAAAGGCGCAAUCUAGCCGUGCGAGCAAGGGAAACGGUUCUUCAUGGCAACUUUCUGGAUCUUCUCCAUCCAAAGCUGCAGCUCCCAUCCCAAUUAGCUCAGUUUCUUCUGCUUAUUCAAGAUCUAAGACGGAAGAUGAUCUAUUCUGGGGCCCUCUAGAUCAAUCAAAGCCAGAACCUAAGCAGUCUGAGUUUCCAUCCCUUGGUGGUACGAAUAGCUGGUCAUCCAAAACCAUCCCUGUGAAAGGUACUUCUGGGGUAACAUUGAAUCGACAGAAAUCCUCAGGCAACAAAGCUUCUGAUUAUUUCCUUUCAUCAUCACCUGCUUCUAGUUCUGCUCAAUCAGCCUCCAAAGGAAGGAAAUCCUCUAUGACUAAACAACAAGAGGCCAUGGAUUUCCGGAACUGGUGCGAGAGUGAAGCAAUGAGGCUCAUGGGAUCAAAAGAUACAAGCUUUUUGGAGUUUUGCUUAAAGCAAUCGACAUCAGAGGCUGAGACCCUCCUGGUUGAGAACCUGGGCUCUUUGGAUCCUGAUGGGGACUUCAUCGACAAGUUCCUGAAGUACAAGGAGCUUCUUCAUUCUGAUGUUAUUGAAUUGUCCUUUGGCAACCGAACUGACCUAUGUAGUAAAGAUAACACUGAAGAUGUACAUAAUAUUAACCCUAGCUCUAGAGGGGGAGGAGACGGAGAACAGGACAAGGGCUCGAAGAAGAAGGGGAAGAAGGGGAAGAAAGUGAGCCCAUCAGUCUUGGGCUUUAACGUUGUUAGUAACCGCAUCAUGAAGGGAGAGAUCCAGACCCUUGAGGAUUAGGGGCAUGAGAUCUGAGCUGUUGAUGGGGAGUUAGAGGGGCAGGCCCUUCGGUGGCCGAGUGUACAUACAUUGUGUGAACGAUUUGUAUAUGCUCUUUCUCUCUCUCUCUCUCUCUCGCUCUCUCUCUCUCUCUCUCUAUCUAGAGCCAUUAGAGGACUGAGUUUUUCAGCUCAAGCAGUUUUGAUAAAGUGGCUGAAGGCAUGGUGGGUUUCUAUGGAUGAUUUUUUAGUUUCUAUCCUAAUACAUCUUUUAAUUGUGCUUCCAUCA
Messenger RNA from Amborella trichopoda, 5952 nucleotides. Its product is annotated as GYF domain-containing protein. The record is from RefSeq and is a predicted model, not a curated record. Gene Ontology annotation, molecular function: protein binding. NCBI's taxonomy places the organism in Eukaryota, Viridiplantae, Streptophyta, Magnoliopsida, Amborellales, Amborellaceae.